UUUGGUCAGGACCGUUCUUUGCAUCACAAAGUUUUGUCAAGUGUCCAAGUUGGUAACACUUCCAGUAGGAAGAAUAUUUUUAAAAAAUCAUUUUAGCACGAACUUGGCUGAUUCUGGCUGAGAGUCAAAUCUGGCACUCCACAGCAGAAGAGAGGAAAAAGAAAGGAGUGCCUUGCUCAUCUUUCAGUGUUGUCAGUGCAAGGGAAUGCUGGACAUUACACAACUCUGGAGUCUGCAGGAAGGAUUGAACAAUAGCUUUUGAACAUCAUUAUCUUCACCUCCUUUGCUUGGAAUAUACCGGGAACCUUGUGGCAAUGGGUGAACUAGCUCGACUCUGAGAAGAUGAAAAUCAAUUAGAAGAAGACAGGAUAACCUAGUAUUCCCCCUCUAACAAUCUGUGGAAGUAAGCUACAACAAGCAAUCCACUUUAAUACUCAGCAGGCUCAUGAACACAUAAUACUCCCAGAUGUCAGAAGCAGAGACUGAUAAACAAAAAAUUAGAACAACACAGAGUUUUGAAAAUGAUCAGCAAAAUACUUCAACACUGUUGAAAGAAGGACUGACAAUUUCCCAACCUCUUGGAGACACAAACAGUUGUACCAGCUCCCUCCCUCUGCAAGUUCUCCCUAUUGUAAUUCUGAAUCAAGCAGAUCAUCCAGAAACUCAGCUAGCAAUUAAGGAUGAGAAACCUGUGAAAGGUAUUGUUCUCAGCUCAGUAUCAGAAUUCAGCAUCACAGAUGUACCAUCCAAGGACACCAAAAAUGAAAGAAAACUGUCAGAGUGUAGCACGUCAUCUACGUUAUCAUCCCUUAAGAAAUGCAGAACACAAUUCAGCUACCUUGAAGAGGAUACGUCCGUCCAUGAAAGAGACAGUAAUGAUGAAUGUGCCACACUCAUCUUGGCCUGCUUGUUUUGCCAGUUUUGGGACUUUCUAUUCAUGUGUCCUGAUGUCUGUGAAAAUUGGUUGACCAACGUGUGCUGCCCUUCCCAUAGAUAUUAUCAAACUGCCACUGAUGACUCCAGCAAUGGCGACUGCAGCUGCGAUUGUGAUAUUGAUUGCAGCAUAUUUGAAUCUUGUCACGAAACCAGUGAGUGCCUAGAACUGGCUCUGGAGAUUUCUCAAGUCUGUUACCACUAAUCAAGGAGUUGACUGAAAUUCCCAUGAACCAUCCCUACUGAAGAAUAGAUUUAUAAUAAUGAUGAUGAUAAUAGCAACAAUAAUAAUAUUGAUGAAGAAAAACAACAAUGGUUAUGAUGACGAUGACAACAGCAACAAUGUUUGCUAUCCAGAGUUAUGUUAUAAAUUGUGUACAGUUUGUAUAGCAUCACACACAAAUCCAUUUUUAGAAUUUCAUAAUUGUUACAGAUGGGGAAGAGAUGGAAAAGUGGGAAAAUGUUUUGCAAUGUAUUCUAAUAAUUGUAUAAGAUGAAUUCUAGAAUGUUUCCAAGGAAUGAUUGCAUUUUUCAUUUCUUUUUUCUCCCCCAACCUUCACCCACUGCAGACAACAUUCCAUGAUUCAAAGUGUAAUCAGACAAUUGCUAUCAAAGAUGAAUGACAGCCACAGGCCAAAAAGUAUUCAUGGUGAUUGCUUCCCAAAUAUUAUAUGACUCAACAGUGGGCAUGUCUAGAAUUUGCAUGUGUCAUAUAUGUUUCAAAUGGAUACCUUGCAGUCUAAAAAAAAAGGAAGUAAUGGUGAGUUAGAGGGAAAAGAAAAAGAAAUAUGGCAGCACCUUUAAAACUAACUGGUUUUUAUUUCUGUAUGGGCUUUCAUGGAUAUAAACUCACUUCAAAUGCAGUGUUUCCUUCUUUUUAUGUUGUGAGAGACUAACAUGGCAACUUCUUUGAAAACUAAAACAAUGUCAUUUCAAAAACAUCUUCAGCUAUUUUACCACUGGCAAGGUGAAGUUUCUCUAACAAUAUGAUGUUCCAAACUCCGUAUAACCAAUGACCAAUGGGCAAACUUGGUAAUCUCUCUCUGAUAAUAUUAAAAUUAGGGUCAUCGGUGAAGCUGAUCAAUAAUAGUUUAAGGAAAGUCCUCAUCAGCCAAAAAGGAUUAUUGUUGUGCUUGUUGUUA
Molecule: messenger RNA, 2075 nt
Organism: Anolis sagrei ordinatus
Lineage: Eukaryota; Metazoa; Chordata; Lepidosauria; Squamata; Anolidae
Gene: MDFIC2
Product: MyoD family inhibitor domain containing 2
Source: RefSeq, a predicted model, not a curated record